AUGAUUGAUGCGGUCGACCCAUCAUCAGCCCGCUUCCGCUCGGAGACUUAUUACGUCGGGAAACGGGCCGAGAUGCUGAAGCGGAAGGCGCAGAGGGAUAGGCGGAUGAGUGAGAGACAAGAGGAACAGCUGGCAGUUGAGGCACCCUCAGCCUCGACGUCAACCUCUUCAAAUAUUUCGACAAUUCCGGAGAAGCCUCGAAUACGCCACGUGUCGACUGGGGUGUUACUCCAGGCGAACGGACCUUCUGACUGCGAGUCUACGGAGCCACGUCGCAGCAGCGUCGCGUGUACAGUCGAUGCGGCCAGGACACCGCCGGAGAAGUUGGAGACCCGGGCAAAACCUCAGCUCGUGCGGCCACUCGAAAAGAAACGCGUUUCACACCCGACUUAUGGCAGUAAGACGGCACUCACGGGCCCGGCGAUCACCCCAAGAUUGCGGUACACCAGAGAAAAAUCCGGGCAAAAACCCCGGAACGACAGGGAGGAAUGCACCAUUUUA
Messenger RNA from Mesorhabditis spiculigera, 501 nucleotides. The record is from the annotation of a GenBank genome assembly. NCBI's taxonomy places the organism in Eukaryota, Metazoa, Nematoda, Chromadorea, Rhabditida, Rhabditidae.